Molecule: messenger RNA, 1074 nt
Organism: Closterium sp. Naga37s-1
Lineage: Eukaryota; Viridiplantae; Streptophyta; Zygnematophyceae; Desmidiales; Closteriaceae
Source: the annotation of a GenBank genome assembly
AUGCUUUUGAGUCGACUCAAAAGCUUGGUGGAGCACCCGUCGUGCCACGAGGCAGACAGGGACUGCCAGAACGAGCAGCAGCAGCUGAGAGCGGCGGAGGCGGCACACAUGCAGCAGUUUCUCACACCCGACAAGUGGGCCUGCAUCACGCGCCUCCUCCUCUUCCUCCGCACCCGCAAGUCCGGCAUCAAGCUGCCCAACCCCUCCAACAACAACCCCGAUCCGUUGCUCUCUCUCCUGCAGUCCUUGGCUGGUCGGGCUGGUCAGGGUGGUCAUGGCUUAGUGAAGGAAGAGGGUGUGCGAGGGUCGAAAAAAACACACGGUGCUGGGGAUCUUGGGGAUGGGUUGGAGGGGAUUGAGAGCGGUGCUUUGUCUUCUCUGAAGCCGCUUUCUGUCUUUUUGGCAACAGACAAUGAGAACCUGCGGCCGCAGUUUGUGGAUAAGAUUGGGCCGGUGGCUGGGGAUGUCUUUUUCUCCACUGGCGCUGUCACUCACACGUCAAAAAGCGGCGCUGCUGCUGCAGCUGCUGCCAGUGCUGCAGCAGGAGGAGCAGGAGGAGCAGGGGGCUUGGAAGGUAGAUCGGAAGGGGAAGGAGGGGCAGAAGGUUUGGAGGGAGAUGACAGACAGAAGGCAGUGCCCGAGGAGCAUUUUCUACGGCAGCCGUCCCCAACCAUGGCUGAGUUUUUCCUGCUGAGCCGAGCCCGUGUGCUUAUGUCGAAGGAUCCCUCGGCCGGCGUGGUUCCCGUGGAGAUUAAACGUGUCAGGUGCCGGCGCGUGGGCGGUGUCGCGUUCAACAUCACCGGGAAGGAGUACUAUGUCACAGCCAUGCCUCUCAACGUGGCCGGAGAUGGCGCCAUGAAGCGCGUCGACAUCUCGAUCGCGCGCGGCCCGUGGAUGACGAUGCGCAAGAGCUACGGCGCGGUCUGGGACAUGCCCGGCCUGCCUGUGGUCGGCAUGUCGCUCUCCUUCCGCCUCUGGCCUGUCUCCGGGACUCUCCCGCUCGAGGCGUGGGACGCUGUCCCCGCGAAUUGGGUUAGCAAUAAGAUUUAUCGCACGGCGGUCAAUUUCCCGUGA